GUCUCUUGCGCAUGCGCAGACGUUGCUUCUGCUUUUGCUGACUCUGGUUCCGGAUGAGCAGAUUCGCCUCGAACCAAACUACACAAAUGGUACUUUUAAGGAGCUGACACAGAAGAGAGUCGACCAUGUUCCUGCAAGGCCAGCGCACCUCGGUGUUCACCUUCCAGUCGGCCGUGCACAGCGCUCGCCUGUUGCACUGUCUGGACGAGCAGAGGAGGCGGGACAUCCUGUGCGACGUGACCGUGGUGGUGGAGGGCCGCAGCUUCCGGGCCCACUCAUGCGUCCUGGCCUCCUGCAGCGACUACUUCCAGGGCUGCGUGGCCGGCGACGCCAAGCUCAGUGCCGUGGUCGCCCUGCCUCUGGAGGUGACGGUGCAAGGCUUCGAACCCCUGCUGCAGUUUGCCUACACAUCCACGUUGCUCUUCACCCAAGAAAACAUCCAGGCUGUUCAAAGCUGCGCAAAAUUUCUGGGAUUUCGCAACCUGGAGUCGGCAUGCUUCGAUUUCCUCAUCCCAAAGUUUUCCGAGCCGAAAUCGCAAGAGGGCAAGCAGAGAGUUUGCUGUCGGAAGUCGCCGUCAGACUUCGCACCUCUGUUCCCCGCAGGUCCGACCCGUGGCAGAGAAGAUGACUUCUGUUUGGAGUCCUGCGGCCCUCCGAUUCCCUCCUCGCCUCUGGAGUUGUCCGCUAGUCCUAUUUGUCCCAUGUUGUCUUUGACUGACGCGGACUCAGCAGGUCCUCCUUCUCAGAUGUGUUUGGCCGUGGAAGACGUCUGCAGUCAAAGCCAGUUAAGUCUGAGCGACUGCGGGUUGCCAUGUCAGGCCAUGGAUCCUCAAGACCUGAUGGAGCCAGCAGUUGAAGACGCCGUGAAAAGUCUCGGCAUGAACCCAGACCACGGCCUCGGUUCUUGUCCUCUCGACUCAGAAGCGUGCACUCAUUUGUUAGAAGGAAACCAGUCGGACAAAGACCAGGGAUUUCCAGGGAGGAGCAGAGAGGAGAGGGAAGUGGCCGAACAUCUGGCCAAGGGGUUUUGGUCCGACUUGUGCCAGUCUCAGUCUCAGACUCUUCCCGCUUUAGACUCUGCGGACCAAAACAGUCCAGACAAAGCCUCGGAAUUUCAUUGGCUGAAACAGCUGGACCUCACCUCCAAUCCGUCGGACUGUCCCUUCCUCCGGGACCUCGGCACAGGCGACGACCCGCACUCCCGCACCGACACGCUGUCGCAGUCGGAGAAGAGCCCGUACGUGUCCUCCUUCAACUCGGGCGAGGACUCCGACGUGGACACUGAUGGAGAUACAGAAGCGAACAACAGGAGAGCUGCAGAGAUUCAGCUUCCCUUCCCGGUGGAGCACAUCUCGGGGCUGAGUCGCAGUGCCUUCCAGCAGCUUCUCAAGCACAAUCACAUGACCCCGGAGCAGCUGGAGUUUGUCCACGACAUCCGUCGCCGCUGUAAGAACCGUGCGGCGGCGCAGCGGUGCAGGAAGAGGAAGACGGAAAGCAUACACCAGCUAGAUGGGGAAAUCAAAAUUUUAAAAUGUGAGAAAGAGAAGCUUCUUCAGGAGCGAGCGGAGCUGGAGCAGAACCUGGAGGAGACCCGUCAGAGUCUGUGCAGCUUGUGCAAGAGCCUGGAGUUGACCCCGGACCAGGACCACCUGCAGUUCCUGGCCAAGCUCUCCGCUCCGGACGUCCCCACCUGGCCGCAGCGUGCCCAGGACAAGAAGUAAGUGGAUCUCAGCAGGAUGGACGUUAAAAAGGUUGUUGAUGUUCCCCAAUCAUGCUGUCCAGAGACUUCCAUACCAACUUUUUGCUUCUGCUGUACCUUGAAUCACCAGCAACAUGUACAGUAUGUACCCUCACAGGGUCAUGACCAGUAAUUGUUGCAUUUCUCAGGGAAAAUUGUUCCUCUUGUCUUGUCCAGCACUGUAUUAUUGCACCACCAAAUUAGCACUAACCAGGGAUGGAACGGUUCAUGAAACUAAAUCUGGACCUGACUUCAGAUGGUGCUUCUUAAAUGUUUUACUACUCGGUUAGGAGCGUGUUUUUGUGAAGUUCUGAUCAUGCGCACUGCCCGACGUGACAGACGACAGGCGGGAGUAGUGAAGCGUCCAUGGCGUUGUGACUUCGAAAUUCUUGUCUCCUGCCAUCCCGACUGAAGUUACAGAUAACACGUAUUGCAAUGUUUUUUUUUUGUAGACGUCAAACAUUGUCGAAAGGAUGUCAAGGGGUUGGUUGAUCAACAAUCACUUACCAUCAAUUCCGGACUAUAAGAGGCACAUUUUUUUUCCUACACUUUGAACCCUGCGGUUCAGUAAACGGUGCGGCUAAUUUAUACAAAUAGAAAAAAAAAAAGAAAACAAGCAAAUACAUUGAAAAUUAGAGUGUCCGCCCUGAGAUGGGUAGGUUGUGAGUUCAAAACCCCGGCCGAGCCAUACCAAAGACUAUUAAAAAAAACGGGACCCAUUGCCUCCCUGCUUGGCACUCAGCAUCAAGGGUUGGAAUUGGGGGUUAAAUCAACAAAAAUGAUUCCCGGGCGUGGCCACCGCUGCUGCCCGCUGCUCCCCUCACCUCCCAGGGCAGGGGUGGGCAAUUAAUUCUUACCAGGGGCCGCAUGAGCAACCCAAGCACUGCUGGAGGGCCACACCGACAAUAUUUCAAUUAAAUUUUGCUCAAAUUAUUUUUGUAUACCGUAAGAUAAAUAAUAAUAAUAAUUUGAUUUAACCUAACUUAACUUUAUACAAAAGUAGAUUGCUUUUGAUGGUUUUAUUUUUAACACUGUCUUACACAACACUUCCUAAUGUAUAAUACAAUGCAAAAAUGUCAAUUUCUGUCACUUUAUCCUGCAUCCUCUUUAAAAGUCCAACAUUUUUCCCCGUCAGACUUGGACAACCAUCUGUUGUCACACCUGCCAGCUUGUCCCAUUUCAGUCCUAACAUGUCCAAACACGCAUUUACCUAUGUGAACAAGUCAUUACCUGUGGUUGUCUCUUUAAUUGACUGCAUGACUGCCAGCUACUCCGUGAUUUGAAAGUCUGCAGUUAUCCCACGUAAGAAGAUGAGCAGCUGGGCGGUGUCACGUACAUCGCAGCUCUCAUCCAAAGCCAGCGAAAAACAGUCAAAGUCAGCCGUUCUGUUCUUCAUCUGAAGCUCCAAGUUUCCAGCGAUGGUCUCAACCCGCCUCGUUACAGUGCGUCGGGAGAGUGACACGUUCUCAAAUGCGCCCCUCUUCUCCGGGCAUAUCAGCGCAACGGAGUCCAAUAAGCACUCCUUAAUAAACUCUCCGUCAGAAAACGCCUUACUUUUUCUGGCGAUUUUGUGAGAAAUGACGCAACUUGUCCUGACGGCUGCAUCUCUGGGUGUGUGAAAUUUGGCAAAAAGUCCUUGUUGGGUUUGCAGUUUUACCAUCAACGCAUCAGCCUCCCUUGCGCUCUUCAUCAGACAGAUUACGGUAUUUUUCCUCGUGCUUCGUCGUGUAGCGGCGAUUCAAAUGAUAUUCUUUAAACAGCAACCUGUGUACCACAAAUUAAGCACACGGCUUUACUUUUAAUUUCUGUAAAGACAUACUUGGCAGUCCAUGUCUUGUUGGAAACACGCCAUUCGUCAUCAACUUUUCUCUUUUUAGCGUCUCGGGGAUAACCGGGCAUCACUUGUCGCUGUGCACCUUCACUCACAGGUUACACACAGACAUAUGUCCAUAAACAACACUUUUCAAAAUAAAAGCAGCACAGUUGUAUUGCACGCACGACAUAGAUGUUUUUUUUAAUUUAUUUUGUAAUUUGUGAUUGCUGCUGUUCACAUUCACUCACAAUCACGCACGAGCAUAAGUCCACACGGAAGUAAUACAAAUAACACUUUUCAAAACAAAAGCAGCACCGUUGUAUUGCACACUCGACAUAGAUACUUUAUAAAAUGUAUUUUGUAAUUUAUGAUUGGACACACGCGGGCCGGACAGGGACGCAAAAAGGGCCGGAUGUGGCCUGUUCUAUUCUCAGGUGUUAAAAACAACAACCGUGUACACCCAACCUGAAAACCAUGACUAAACAGGCUCCCAACUGGAUUUUGUGAACCGUUCCAGCCUUACUAACACCAACUGAACCUUUUGCUGUAAGAAUCCCUGCUACCAUGCAAUAUCACCAUAGAUGCAAAAUGUGCCUUGAACUGAACAAAGACUGAUUCCUCCUACUUGUGAAGCACCGUUGCACAUGAACAUAAAGCCCUUAUUCAUAUCAAUGCUAAUUGCAAAUCUAUUUUCUCUGUAAUAAAGAGCAUUUUGCAUAGAUCAUGUCAAAAGUUGAUGUGAAACACCACCAGUAGGUGGCAGUGUAAGUUAGUCACUCUCACUGUGUGCUUCGGUCUUGAAGAUGCACACAAAACUGCAACCAGGUCCCCACAAGUCAAAACGACAACAGCUGGGACGUGCGGACCAAGUGAAGGUUGCCAGUAGUCAAAAGUCACCCUCCGUCUCCAAAUGGAGGCGCUUGUCUUUUAGCUCCCGUGUUGUGUGCUCUGUGUUUGUGGCGAGGAAGCCAGACUUGAUUGGAGAAGCAAGCAGCUGCAAGGUCAGAGGCUGCUAAUCCUCGGCCUCAUUCAUGCCAGAUUAAAAACCUGCUCCGACUUCUGAUUAAGACCGCAGGGUUAGAAGAUUAAACAAAAUGAAAGCAGCAAUCCUGGAAUUCAUCAGAAUAGCCUAAACGGUCAUUACAAGGCCAGAUUAAAGAAGACUUGAACUGGAUAUGUCCUCAUUUGCAUAAUCUCUUUCAGACCUUUUCUGCAUCAAAUCCUGCUUUUUCCUAUUCUUUGAUUGUGUCAACGCUCCAAAGCAGUCACACCUAUGGUUGUCAACACCUUCUUUUUCUUUCUUCUUUUCUUUUUUCUUAUUGUUUGAUUGUGUCAACGCUCCACAGCAGUCACAACUAUGGUUGUCUACACUUUCUUUUUCUUUCUUCUUUUCUUCUUCUCCUUCUUCACCUUCUU
Nerophis lumbriciformis (worm pipefish) is the source of this 4967-nucleotide messenger RNA. RefSeq names its product transcription regulator protein BACH1-like. Lineage: Eukaryota; Metazoa; Chordata; Actinopteri; Syngnathiformes; Syngnathidae. Gene Ontology annotation, molecular function: RNA polymerase II cis-regulatory region sequence-specific DNA binding; protein binding; DNA-binding transcription factor activity, RNA polymerase II-specific. Gene Ontology annotation, biological process: regulation of transcription by RNA polymerase II. The record is from RefSeq and is a predicted model, not a curated record.